This is a messenger RNA of Trichomonas vaginalis G3, 129 nucleotides long. RefSeq lists its product as uncharacterized. The record is from RefSeq and is a predicted model, not a curated record. Lineage: Eukaryota; Parabasalia; Trichomonadida; Trichomonadidae. The annotation marks the transcript as partial. The transcript has a single exon.
ACCGAGUCAAAGAACCCUGACCCGCCAGUGAAAGAAGUUGAGACAAAAGAGAAUGUACAGUUCAUUGAAAAUGUCAAGAAACAACUUCCACCACGAAUGCCAAGAAGAAGAGUGAGAAUAAUGAAGUAA